Molecule: messenger RNA, 1023 nt
Organism: Rotaria socialis
Lineage: Eukaryota; Metazoa; Rotifera; Eurotatoria; Philodinida; Philodinidae
Source: the annotation of a GenBank genome assembly
AUGGCUUCUAAAUAUUCAUCAAUAGAUUCUACAGAAAAUAUAUCCGAAUCUGUAUCAUCAUCGCCUAGUAUAAAAGAUGAUUUCUUCAAUCAACUUCUGAUGUGUGGCAUAUGUCUUUCUCGUAUGACAUCUCCGUGUUGUCUGCCUUGUGCACAUUCAUUUUGUCGUCCAUGUCUACUUGAUUAUGCUCGUAAUAACGAUAAAAAUACAACAGUACCGAAUUAUUUCAUUCUUUGUCCCUAUUGUAAAUAUCAACUUAAUUUUCAUUCAUAUGAACAUUUGGGUGCAAUGCUAAUUAUUAAUCCUGUACUUAAACAACUUUGUGAAGCAUUAGAUACAUCAAAAUUGAAUCUUGGUCAAGGACAGCAAACUCAAUCGAAUGCAAUGCAUCAAGCACGUUGUCAUACAUGUGGUCUAUUGAAAAUGUUAAAAAUAUGUAAACAUUGUCAUUUCAUGCUUUGUGAAACAUGUCGACGAGAACAUCUAUUGGAUGUUCAUCGUGAAAGUAAAUUACAAUUAGAUUUAUUUGAAACACGUAUUAAUUUAAUCAAUAAAAAACGAUUGGAAAUGAAUAAAAUAUUUGAAGAAUACGAUGAUAUCCGACAACAAAUUCAAAAUUAUGCUGAACGUUUUAAAAAUCAAAUUGAACAACAACGUGAUCAAGCUUUACAAGUAUUAAAUGAACGAAAAAAUUCAAGUGAUAAAGCCUUUUGGAAAGAAGUCGAUUUUGAUAAUAGUGAAAAAUUUGAAGAUUUUGUUUUAUUCAUUCAAACAGCUCAAAAGAAACUAUCAGCUAAACAUAUUACUGAUAAAGAUCUUUUGGAUUUAUCAGAUAGUUUACGAAGCAUACCUGAUAUAAAUGAUAACGCUAUUGAAUUAAUACCAUUUGUACCAUUAUCAGUAGAACUUGAUGAAAUAUUUUCAACGAAACAAUUUAUUAACGUAUGCGAUAAUCAAGGUUCUCAGAAUAAGAACGAGAAGCCUACUAAUCAAAAUGAACAAGCAGAUUGCAAUAGUUCAUAA